AUGUUCUCCUUUGCAAAGACUCUUGCUCUGUGUGCUGUUGUCGUCAAUGGCCUUAUUUUGCACCCUGGCUACGAUCAGGUUGCCACAGAUCAGUACAACUUACUAAAGUUCAUGACUGGUGCUGGUCCAUUUGUUGAGCAUAGCGGGUUUGGUAUCCCCCUGGAAACUCCUCCACACUGUGAAAUUGAACAGGCUCAACUAUUUAUGAGACAUGGGGAAAGAUUUCCGACUGAAAGCGCUGGAAAGCAAUAUAAGACAUUUUACAAGAAACUCAAGGACGCUAACGUCACCAACCACCAAGGACCUCUGGCCUUUGUGGAGAAUCUGGAGUACUUUGUUCCGGACAGUGGUAACUAUGAACUUGAAACGACAAAGGGCCUUUAUUCGGGUCUACUCAAUGCUUUCAAGUUUGGUACCUAUCUUAGAGAAAGAUAUGACUCGCUAGUGAAUACAAGCGAAGUUCUGCCUAUUUUUGCAGCAAGCGAAGACAGGGUUGUUGAAACCGCAAGAUCUUUUGGCCGUGGCUUUUUUGGGCCCGAUUAUGAAAACAGAUGCUCGAUCCAGGUCAUCAACGAGACAGAUACCAGCAAGGGAGCGAACGCUCUGAACACCAAGGACAAUUGUCCGACAUAUAACUCUUCUUAUUACGAUUACUCGUUUGGUGAUGAGAUUUUCCAAAGGGAAGCAGAGAGAUUAAAUGAAUUGUCUCCUGGUUUCAACAUCACCGCCGACGACAUCACCACCAUGGGAACCUACUGCGCUUAUGAAACGAACGUCAAAGGACAUUCGAGCUUCUGUGAUGCCCUUUCGAGAGAGGCAUUUAUUGCCCUUCAAUACAGUAACGAUGUUACCAAGUUCUACCAAUUCGGGCCUGGCUAUAACAUGAGCGCCGUGGCUGGUGGCGUCUAUGCCAAAGCUACCGCCAAGUUGCUGCAAGAAGACGGCAAGCUGUGGUUAUCCUUUUCCCACGACAACGAUUUAUUGAACUAUAUCACUGCUCUUGGACUCAUCACAGAUACCGAGCUGGGAACGGAAGACGUGGAUUUCCACAGAAAUUUCAAAACUUCUGAGCUAGUUCCUCAAGGAGCCAGACUUAUUGUCGAGAAGCUUAACUGUUCUGAUACCCAGUUCGUGAGAAUUAUUCUGAACGACAAAGUGUAUCCUGUUCCAGGAUGCUCCUCAGGGCCUGGCUACACUUGUCCACUAGAUGAUUACCUGGACAUUAUUACUCCAGAGGUUGACUAUGCAUCCGCCUGUGAACUUCCAGACGACGCCCCUAAGGAGAUCAGUUUCUACUGGGACUGGAAGCCAACCUUUGAAGACAACUAG
This is a messenger RNA of Ogataea haglerorum, 1329 nucleotides long. RefSeq lists its product as uncharacterized. Gene Ontology annotation, molecular function: acid phosphatase activity. The coding region runs from base 1 to 1329 and encodes 442 amino acids. Gene Ontology annotation, cellular component: fungal-type cell wall. The transcript has a single exon. The record is from RefSeq and is a predicted model, not a curated record. NCBI's taxonomy places the organism in Eukaryota, Fungi, Ascomycota, Pichiomycetes, Pichiales, Pichiaceae.